UGCUUUUGGUCCUGCCCGGGACCCAGACACAAGCCGGCCAGAUGCCAUGUGUGGCGCCAGGGCCCAAAAAUCGGGCCUGGGUGGGUACGGGGCCGGCCUGCUGGCUGCUCUGCUCGGACUGAGCUUCCUGUCCCAGCAUGCCCAGACCGCAGAACCCACCAACGUCACCAGCGCUGCGAAUAACACAACCACCCAGACCAUGAAGUCCACUCCAUCCCUGUCAGAGGUAUGUGGCAAGACCAAAUUCCAAGGGAAGAUCUAUGGCGGUCAGAUUGCAGGGGCUGAGCGGUGGCCGUGGCAGGCCAGUCUGCGCUUAUAUGGCAGGCACAUCUGUGGAGCAGUUCUCAUCGACAAAAACUGGGUAGCCACCGCUGCCCACUGCUUCCAAAGGUCUCGAGAACCAAGGGACUACCAGGUCAUGCUAGGCUACACUGAACUGAACAGCCCCACCAGGUACAGCAGGACGAUGUCAGUGCAGAAGGUCAUCGUUCACAAAGACUACGACAGAUUCUACCCCCAAGGAAGUGACAUUGUCCUGUUGCAGCUGCGUUCCUCUGUGGAGUACAGCUCCCACAUCCUCCCAGCCUGUGUCCCUGAGAAAAACAUAAUAAUCCCCAAAGAGAAGGCCUGCUGGACAAGCGGCUGGGGUCAUCUCAGAGAGGACGUGCGAAUUCCUUUGCCUAAUAAAUUGUAUGAAGCCGAGCUCAUCGUCAUGAAUAAUGACCAGUGUAAAGGAUUUUUCCCACCACCAGCUCCAGGAUCUGGUCGAAGCUACUACAUAUACGAUGAUAUGGUGUGUGCUGCUGACUAUGCCAUGUCAAAAUCCAUUUGCGCAGGAGAUUCUGGGGGCCCCCUUGUCUGCUUACUGAAAGGCUCCUGGUACGUGAUAGGGCUGACCAGCUGGAGCUCCUCAUGUGAAGAUCCAAUCGCCAGCCCCAGCGUCUUCGCCAGGGUCUCCUACUUUGACAAGUGGAUUAAAGAUAACAAGAAAUCAUCAUCCAACUCAAAGCCAGGGGGGUCCCCUCACCCUCAGAGACCCCCAAAUGAUCCAGGAUCCCCUGAGAAUGAAAAUCCCGAGGACGACAAUAAAAACCAAGGCACUGUCAUCAAGCCGACAGUCUGCACAGCCCUGCUGCUCUCCCAGGCCCUCCUGCAACAGUUGAUUUAGUUCAGGGAUCUGUGAUGGAGCCACGGGGCCUUGGACAGCCAGAAUGUCCUGCAAGCCACCUCACUGAGCACUGUCUUCCAUGCCUCCAUCAGUAUGCCACACUUGCCCUGGACCAGGCAAAACAAAGAAUGAGCAAUAAAACUAAAAACUAAAGAAA
Molecule: messenger RNA, 1325 nt
Organism: Mus pahari (shrew mouse)
Lineage: Eukaryota; Metazoa; Chordata; Mammalia; Rodentia; Muridae
Product: serine protease 40
Exons: 5
Coding region: 47-1168 (373 amino acids)
Biological process (GO): proteolysis
Molecular function (GO): serine-type endopeptidase activity
Source: RefSeq, a predicted model, not a curated record